AUGGGGUGCAGGAAGACAAGAGAGGCCCAGAAUAUGAUGUGGAGUUUGCCUAAGGUGUGGCUUAGAGAAAAAGUUGCCAUGGCAAGGGUGCCCGAUGGAAAUAUACAAUUUUGAGAGUAUGAGUGAAACGAUCAGGUCUUUAUUGUGAAGGUGAAAGCAGGCUAAGGACAGGCUUAUGAUAGGGAAAGGAGGUGAUAGAAAAAUGUGCCGGGCAGUGAUGGCGCACAUCUUUAAUCCCAGCACUCGGGAGGCAGGGGCAGAUGUAUCUCUGUGAGUUCGAGGACAGCCUAGUCUACAGAGUGAGUUCCAGGAAAAGAAAAGAAAAAGAGAAAGCCCCAAGCCACCCUGGACCUGCCACCAUGGAUGAGUCCUCGCUGCCUGUGGUUCCAGCCCCUAUUGCUGUUCCAGGGCCAGCACCAUCUGCCGCUGCCCCUCGGGUGCCCUUUCACUGCAGUGAAUGUGGCAAGAGCUUCCGUUACCGAUCGGACCUGCGGCGCCACUUUGCUCGGCAUACAGCGCUCAAGCCCCACGCAUGCCCUCGCUGUGGCAAGGGCUUCAAGCAUAGCUUCAACUUAGCUAACCACCUGCGCUCACACACCGGAGAGCGGCCCUACCGAUGCUCCGCCUGCCCUAAGGGAUUCCGAGACUCCACUGGCCUGCUGCACCACCAGGUCGUCCACACUGGCGAGAAGCCCUACUGCUGUUUGGUCUGCGAGCUCCGCUUCUCCUCUCGCUCCAGCCUGGGCCGCCACCUCAAGCGGCAGCACCGGGGCGUCCUUCCGUCUCCCCUGCAGCCGAGCCCAGGCCUGCCUCCCCUGAACUCCCCCUGCUCAGUGUGUUGCAACGUGGGUCCCUGUACGGUCUGUGGAGGUGGAGGGGCUGGCGGAGGAGAGGGCUUGGAGGGAGCAGGAGCAACCAGCUGGGGACUAGCAGAGGCCGCAGCUGCCGCAGCUGCCUCGCUGCCCCCGUUUGCGUGUGGCGCCUGUGCCCGUCGCUUUGACCACGGCCGGGAGCUAGCUGCCCACUGGGCCGCGCACACUGAUGUGAAGCCAUUCAAGUGCCCACGCUGCGAGCGCGACUUCAACGCGCCCGCGCUGCUGGAACGCCAUAAGCUUACUCAUGACCUGCAGGGGAGCAAUGCACCCCCAACGCAGGUCUGGUCCUCGGGUGGGGGUCCAGAGGUGGCAGGAGAUGGCGAUGCAGUGGAGGUAGGGGAUGCCCCGCCGACCUGGGACGCCGGGCUACUUCUAAGCCCCACCGGGGCAGGCAUCCCCAAGCUGGAGGCACUGCUCCCUGAGGGUGAGGGUGCAGAGAAUGCUCGGGCUCCGGCUGCAGCAGCCGAGGCGUCCUCGGAAGACACACUGUACCAGUGCGACUGCGGGACCUUCUUUGCGUCUGCCCCAGCCUUGGCCAGUCACCUAGAAGCCCACUCAGGCCCAGCCACCUAUGGCUGCGGCCACUGCGGGGCAUUGUAUGCAGCGCUGGCUGCUCUGGAGGAGCAUCGGCGUGCCAGCCACGGUGAGGGCAGUGGGGAGGUGGCCCCUGAUGGCGAGGGCGAGCAGGCGACUGGAGGGCCGGGGCCUGGCUCCUCCAGCCGUGGCAAGAAAAUCUUUGGCUGUUCAGAAUGCGAGAAGUUGUUCCGUUCGCCUCGCGACCUGGAACGGCAUGUUCUGGUCCACACAGGGGAGAAGCCGUUCCCGUGCCUAGAGUGUGGCAAGUUCUUCCGCCACGAGUGCUACCUCAAGCGCCACCGACUGCUGCAUGGCACAGAGCGGCCCUUUCCCUGCCACAUCUGUGGCAAGGGCUUCAUCACACUCAGCAAUCUCUCUAGGCACCUGAAGCUGCACAGGGGCAUGGACUGAAUAGCCAGGCCACCCCGACCUCUACAAGUCCAGAGCCAGAUCAUAAUAAGAUGAGGCCCUUGCCUGGAAAAAUGGUGCCACCCAGAACCCACACAGGACCACAGUGAAGCAUCCUUCAGCAAAGGGGUCCAAGGACAUAAUUGUUAGGGACUGAUAUUUACAGAGAGACUCUUGACUUUGAGACCCCUGGAAUGUGGGCAUGCUCAGAUCAACUGGCCUCCGCCACUGAGACCUGAGAAUGAAAAACGGGUCUCCACUAACACCUCUCAGCAGUUCACAUGUGGGUACCCUCACGGUACCCAUCCUGAGAGCCAUCAUUCCCAACGACCUUUAUCUGGGGGAUGGGGCAACAUCUUGGAAUCUUCAGGAUCCCUCCCCUCCAGAUGACACCCACCAGCCACUCACUGGUAGCCCCAGAAAAUGAAUAUAGCCAGAAUCUGCCUUUCCCCAUUUUGCUUCCUAUGCUGAAAGAGGACCAGGGUAGAUGCCCCCACCUUCAGUUAACCUCCUCAGAUUAGGUCUCCCUUCCUGCAGAAUGGUCUGACCCUACUCAUUGUCCCCCAUCCUGAACACUAGCUUAGACUGGCCCAAAGUCUCCCUGCCCUGUAGGUUGGAUUGACCCAGAUACACAUACUCCUGUGCACUUGCAAUGGGCUGGUGCAGGCUGUGGCCUGACUCCACUCUCCUUAGAGUAAUAGGGCAGACAUUUCCUAUUUCCUAGAGCACAGUCCUCUGUCCAAGGUCGUCCCAAUCCUGUGACCUGGUGGAGGUGGUAGACAUUGGGGUUUCCCUCCCCCUCAGCUGUAGUACCUGUCAGUCUUUCCAUCACUACCACCUUGUCUCUGUGUUCUAACCCCAAGAAGAAAGGGGGACUUGGCUAGGGGUUUCUCUCCCGUGAGCCUCAACCUCACCCCCUGGUCUCCCCAGUGUCUCUGGGACUCCAAUAAACCUCAUUUUGUCCAUCACUGCUGUCUUGUUUGCUGACUCUGAGACUCAGGGAGGUAGGGCUCUCUCCCUCUUGGACUUAGACUAUGUGCCCUAGGACCUAAGGAGAUGGUGCAACAGUUAAAAUGCAUGCUGUUGGGACCAGAGUUCAGUUCUUAGCGCCCACAUCGCCGCUCCUAACCACUUGUAACUGAGCUCCAGAGACUCCAGUGUCCUCUUGUGGCCUCCUUGAGCAUUGCACUCACAUGCACAAACCCACAUACGUGUGCACCUCCUUUCUUUUAACCUUUAGAAGAGAACAGGUUCACUAGAUACCGGUCUUUGAGGAGCAGAGUCAAGGGUCACUGCCCCUUCCUGUGGGUUUUUGAGCAGUUAAUGGUUGGUAGGGUUGGGGGAGGGUGUAAUGACUCCCAAGCUCCCACCCCUCCCCUGAGCAUAGGCAGUUAAAGACGGGCAGAGUGGGGGAACGACACUUUCCUCCUGCAAGUGCCCAGAUCCUCAAACCCUCGCAAGAGGAUUUGGGCACUCCAAUCCUUUUUAAGCCCUUCAGAUGAGAAACGGUUUACAACUCACCUAAGCAGCCCAUCUGGAAAUCAAGAAACACCCCCACAGGACACAUCCCUUGGAAACCAAGACAUAUCUUGAAGAGGUUCCAGGCCUUAGACUCUGUUUUCUGCAUGGCCAUACUAAGCGGUCUAAACUCUAAAUCAUACAUUGAACAAAGCAGAAAAUACUGGCCCUUCUUGAGCUUACUAUAUUCUACAGUGUGGGAAGAGAAAAUGGUGAUUUCAUGUGGUAGUGAACACCUUUGCAGCAGGAAGGAAGAACGCUGAGAACGUGGUGGCAGCUGCUUCAGGCGCAGGCCUGUUACUUAGGAAGUUAAAGUCCAGUGCCAGCCAGGAUGACUUAGAACCCGCCUCCGCAGUAAAAGAUUGUGCUGGGGAGAUAGGUCAGUUGAUAAAAUACUUAACUCAGCAUCAUGAGGGCCUGAAUUUAAUCUCCAGAACUCACACAAAACUUCCAGGCAUGAUGAAGCUAGAUAAACAGAACUAGGAUCCCUGGGGUUACUGCUCAGUCAGUCUAGCUUUAUCCAUGGGGUGCAGCCCCACAAGAGAUCCGAUCUGAAAGGUCGUGGACUCAUUGGCACGGAUCACACCCGAGGUUGUCCUCUGGCUUUCACAAACACACGUGAUACUCCCAUACAUAAAUGUACACUCUGUGCACACACACACAUUAACGAUUUGGGAGAAAAGAUUGAAAAGAGCUUGGAAUGAAGUUCAAAGGUAGAAUGCCUAGAAUCCCCCGUGAGGGGCUGGGGUGUGGCUCAAUGGUAGAGCACUUGUCUAGUAUCAUGUGCAACAUCCUAAAUUCAGUCCCAGUGCGCUCUCUUCUCUCUCUCUCUCUCUCUCUCUCUCUCUCUCUCUCUCUCUCUCUCUCUCUCUCUCUCUCUCUU
Molecule: messenger RNA, 4260 nt
Organism: Alexandromys fortis (reed vole)
Lineage: Eukaryota; Metazoa; Chordata; Mammalia; Rodentia; Cricetidae
Gene: Fiz1
Product: FLT3 interacting zinc finger 1
Exons: 3
Coding region: 261-1862 (533 amino acids)
Source: RefSeq, a predicted model, not a curated record